GUGUGAGCUUGAUCUUUUUGUUUUGUCCUGCUGCACCACGACUUCCUUUAAUGCAAAUUUUAACUCCACUUUAACAUAGCCACUGUUUAUCAUAUCAUGUGGCUCCUAUUGCUGGGGGUGGCGGCGGCACUGAUCUUCCUGUAUAGAUGGAACAGACAGAAACAGACACUCGAGAAUCUCACAAAUAAAUAUGUGCUGAUCACCGGCUGUGACUCUGGAUUUGGGAACCUUGCAGCAAAGCAACUGGAUGCUCGAGGACUGAAGGUGCUGGCAGCUUGUCUAACAGAGAAGGGAGCUGAGGAGUUGAAGAAAGAGACAUCCAGCAGACUCAAAACUGUCAUUGUGGAUGUUAGUGACAGCGAGAGUGUUAGCAAGGCUGCUGAAUGGGCUUCUCAGAUUGUUGGAAAUGCAGGACUCUGGGGUUUGGUAAAUAAUGCAGGAAUUGGCCUUCCCGUUGGACCUAAUGCUUGGAUGAAGAAAGAACACUUUGUCAAGGUGAUCGAUAUAAAUUUGCUGGGUACAGUCGAUGUGACACUUAAACUGCUGCCUCUUAUCAGAAAAGCAAAGGGACGAAUUGUGAAUGUCGCCAGCAUUAUGGGAAGGAUUUCUCUUUUGGGGGGAGGUUACUGCCUCUCCAAAUAUGGUGUGGAGGCCUUCUCGGACAGCCUAAGGAGGGAGCUUUCCUGCUUCGGGAUAAAGGUUUCUAUUAUUGAGCCAGGAGGUUUCAAUACUUCCAUUAUAAAUGCCAAUGCAUGUAAGAAGAGUAUAGAACAGCUAUGGGACAAUCUGCCAGCUGAGACCAAGGAAAGCUACGGAGAACAGUACUUACAUGAGACUUUACAGAAAAUCGAAGAGCUGAUUAAGGCCAACAGCCCCAAGCUCUACAGGGUCACAAACUGUAUGGAGCAUGCACUCACUGCUUGUCACCCAUGGACCCGCUAUUCUCCUGGAUGGGAUGCAAAGUUAUUCUACCUCCCGCUUUCCUACCUUCCAACCUUCUUAGCAGACUACGUGGCAUCCAGGCUAGCACCCAGCCCACCCAAAGGAGCAGCAUAAAGAACAAGAAUACACAAGCCUUUAUGAUUCAUGACUUCUUGUAUUGACAGCUAAUUGAACUAUAGCUUAUUACUGCAAAAUAGAAUUUGUUCAUUUAUUUCCAACUGCUCUGUUUGUUGCAUAAUUUUAUUACUGAUGGUUUGGCCCCUCUCUUGCAAUAAAGAUUUCUUUCUGCUUU
Molecule: messenger RNA, 1234 nt
Organism: Xenopus laevis (African clawed frog)
Lineage: Eukaryota; Metazoa; Chordata; Amphibia; Anura; Pipidae
Gene: rdh16.2.L
Biological process (GO): steroid metabolic process
Molecular function (GO): oxidoreductase activity
Source: RefSeq, marked predicted